Messenger RNA from Lachancea lanzarotensis, 1062 nucleotides. RefSeq names its product LALA0S07e07624g1_1. The transcript has a single exon. The record is from RefSeq and is a predicted model, not a curated record. Gene Ontology annotation, cellular component: nucleus. Bases 1 to 1062 code for a protein of 353 amino acids. Gene Ontology annotation, biological process: regulation of cell cycle. Lineage: Eukaryota; Fungi; Ascomycota; Saccharomycetes; Saccharomycetales; Saccharomycetaceae.
AUGUCGCAAGCUGAAUCCAACAUUAAGGCCCUGAUUUCUACUUUACAAACCGACUUUGUCAAGAACUUUACGUCUAGCGAAAAACUACACCGUUUAAAACCAAAGAUAAAACUUCAAGACUCAGAUCCCAUCACUGAACUAAAGAAACUUUCUCAAAUCCUGAAAGCUCAUGCGACUAAGAUUGGAAUCAUUCUACAUCCUGACAAAUUCUACAACAACCUAGAUGCUGUUUUUAAAGAAAUACAGUCACUGGCUAAUUCUAUCUUCUUUCUGAUAAGUUUAAUUCCGCUAUUCUACCAGGAAGAAUAUCCAGAGUAUUUCACAAGCCUACUAGAUGCUAAUGUCUUGAGUCUUCUAAAUGGCGUGGGAGGUCUUUGUGAGGAGCUAAACCAGCUUCUAUCUGCGCCUUCGGAUCAACAGAAUGCUUCAGCUUCAGAUGACAGCGCCAGUGCAAGGUUGGUGCCAAUUGGUAAAAUAUGGGCUGUCUGCGAUCAGACGUUGGAGCUUAGCGACAUGGGUGAACUGGGGCUAUUGAAUAAGAAAAUAAAAGUCAGUUCGAAGCUUGUUAGUGACACAUUGACCGAACUAGAAGAAUGGCUUGCAGAGCCCCGGAUAGAAACCGAUGAUCCCUUCGGUCUAGAAAGUGAUUCAGAAGAAGAAGAACAAGGAGAGGAAGAAGACACUGAAACCCAGGAAGUACCACCGAAAAUGAUACAAUUCGUACAGGAAUGGCAGACAAAGUUGAAAAUGAUUCGUCUCUUGCUCCAAUCGUUUUCGAAAUCCAUUGCAUCGAACGACUACAAAAAUAAAAAGCCUACUUCGUUGCAACUCGAUCGACUCAACGCCCUACAUGGACGUAUUGUGGCCGAGGUCGACGAACUGAUAUCAUCCACGUUCAUGGGUGGUCAGGAUUUCGAUUCUCAAGAUGAGGAGAUCACACAGCUGGCCGGUCAGGUUGACCUCGCUGUUCGCGAAAUGGUCAAAAUCAUCAAGGAUGUGAAUAAAAAUGACGAGAAAAAGGGCAAAUGGAUACAAGUCUGGGAUAACAAGUACUUCAGCUAG